AUGGCCACUUUAGUUAGAGAACAGAUUUGUACAUCUGUACAAAAGGCAGGUUAUUUUACCUUACUUGUGGAUGAAACGAAGGAUCUGAGUAAAAAUGAACAAAUGUCAUUCUCUGUGCGUUACUUAGAUUCUGAUCGUUUUGAAAUAGUUGAGCGGUUUCUCACUUUUGUUGUAGCUCAUAACCUUACAGCACAGCAUUUGACUCAGUAUAUAGUUGAUACUUUGUCUCUGUUUAAUCUUGAUAUGUCGUGUAUAGUUUCGCAAGGGUAUGAUGGUGCUGCUAUGAGUGGCUCUACAGCUGGUGUUCAAACAUGUAUUAGAGAAAUAGUUCCCCAUGCAAUUUACAUCCAUUGUAGUGCACAUGUCCUGAAUUUGGUGUUGGUUGAUUGUGUGCAGUCCAUUUCCCAAGCUUCUGAGUUCUUUUUCCUACUGCAAUCAUUGUAUGUCUUUAUGUCUGCUAGUAAGGCUCACUCAUUGUUCAUUGAAAAACAAUCUGAACUACACCCAGAUAAGCAGUCAAAAGAACUACGUUUGUCUGAUACUAGGUGGGCUUGUAGAUAUGCAUCUUUAGAUGCUAUUUGUAGCACUUUUGAUGCUAUCCUAUUGAGUCUGGAAAUUAUUGGUGGUGAAACUGAUAAGUCUAAGGCAAUUAAAGCUGUUGGCCUUUAUCAUCACAUCAAUAAUUUUCAAUUUAUUUUUUGCCUGGUCAUAUUUACUCGUCUUUUGGCCAUUACAAAAUCACUCUCUGAUCAACUUCAGCGUAAAAGUUUAGAUUUUGUAAGUGCUACUGCUCUGAUAUUAUCCACUUUGGAAGCGUUAAAAGCCAUUAGAAAUGAUGCUACAUGGGAUCACACUUUCACAUACAUUAAAGAUGUAGCAGCUUUACAUAGCAUUGAAGUAGAAGAGAAUGGUCGACGUAAACAACCAAAUACUCGAUUGACUAUGUUUCUGAUUCUACACUGGGGCAAAGAGAUCAGCAAAACACAUCUAAAUCUUUAA
This is a messenger RNA of Amphimedon queenslandica, 999 nucleotides long. RefSeq names its product zinc finger MYM-type protein 1-like. The transcript has a single exon. The coding region runs from base 1 to 999 and encodes 332 amino acids. The record is from RefSeq and is a predicted model, not a curated record. Lineage: Eukaryota; Metazoa; Porifera; Demospongiae; Haplosclerida; Niphatidae.